Messenger RNA from Bathycoccus prasinos, 1347 nucleotides. RefSeq lists its product with no specific name. Lineage: Eukaryota; Viridiplantae; Chlorophyta; Mamiellophyceae; Mamiellales; Bathycoccaceae. The record is from RefSeq and is a predicted model, not a curated record. The transcript is spliced from 2 exons. Gene Ontology annotation, molecular function: hydrolase activity. The coding region runs from base 1 to 1347 and encodes 448 amino acids.
AUGUCGAACUCCAACAGUUGUUUAACAACUCUGUUUUCCGGAGGCGGCGGAGGAGGCGGAGGAUUCUUCUCUAAGAAGAGACCAAAGAGAAACACGAGUUCUCGCGUAAACUCGAGGAGCGGCAAGAGCAGCUCCUCCGAGCCGCCUUCGGGGCAGAGGACAAAGACAGAUGUGACGAUGGGAAAAAGGAUCGCCUUAUUCGCCGCCAUUGUUCCCACGUCCUGUUCGCUCGUGUUUCUCGCCUCGUGGGGCGGCGCGUUCCUCGCUCCACCCGCGGCGAACGCGAGAGAAGAAGAAGAACGUUUCAGCGGUUCGAAAUCGUCGAAGAGAACAUCUGCAAAAGGAGGGAGCAGUACGAACGUCGAAAAUGAAGGAGAGAUUCUGAGUGGGAAAAUAAACCUCAACGGGCGAAGGUUGGUCGCCAUCGGCGACGUGCACGGGGAUUUUCCGGCGGCGAUGAAAGCGUUGGAAAUUGCCGGAGUCAUGGACAAUAAAGGCGAAUGGAUCGGGAAAAACACGGUAGUGGUACAAGUCGGGGACGUGAUGGACCGAGGGGAUGCGGAGUUGGCCAUCUUUACGAAGUUUUUACGAUUGAAGAAGAAAGCGAUGAAGGAAGGCGGGGACGUGAUUGUGAUGAACGGGAACCACGAGAUUAUGAACGUGAUGGGGGACUUUACGAAGAUGAAAGAGAAGGAGGAGAGUAGUGGUAGUGGUGAUAAAGGUAGUAGUAGUGCUAAUAGUAACAAGGAGAACGCCUCUCCGGAUAGUAAUAGUACCAACGAGAGUAGCAACGAGAGCGAGAAAUCACCGCUGAAAAAAGCCUCCGAGCAGUUUCAAAACGAAGACCCGGUGAUACAAGGCGUUCGAGCUCGACGGGAGUUGUUCCAACCGGGUGGCGCGUUUGCGAUGAAGUUGAGCAAACACCCGACGGUGUUGCAAGUUGGAGACACGAUUUUCGCGCACGCCGGAGUCAAUCAGAGCCACGUGAAGUACGGUUUCGAUAGGAUUAAUCGGGAAGUAUCGCUGUGGAUGCAAGGAAAAAUUAAGAAUCCACCAGAUUACAUCGUCGAAAGCGAAGGUGUCGUUUGGACGCGAGAAUACGGAGGGAAAGAUGCCGGCGUGAAGUACGAAGCGGAGGCGUGUCGACGAUUGAAAAGCGCCUUGGCGUUGACUUCAGAUCCAGAGGCGAAAAGAUUAGUCAUUGGUCACACGCCACAAACGACCGGGGUAAAUUCUGGGUGUAAAGGUGCAGUUUGGAGAGUUGAUGUCGGCGCGAGUCGAGGUAUUUAUGGCGGGACGGUGGAGGUUUUAGAAAUUAAAGGCAGUCGCGUUCGGGUUCUCUCUUAA